UUCUUUUGUUAACAGCUAGAACCUGUAAUCAGAAAUGGCGGAGACAAAGGUCCUGGAUACUAUUCAAGCAAUAAGGUGAGUGCAGUGCAAUACUUUCUACUUCGAUCUUCGAUGCGCCUUGUUGCCUCGUGCAAAUAUGAAUAAUACCAUGGGUGGACAGUGAGUGAAGGGGCUGUUGGGCAACUUAUUAAUUUGUGACGUCGCAAUUCUGGGGGUUCCGGGGACAUGCUCCCCCAGAAAAAGAUAAUUUUAGGUCUCUGAACCGGCAUUUUCUGCAUUGUGGAGGCACUUCGAGAAUAAUGUAAAGGUUAUUUUAACAGUGUGAAUCGAAUGCGUUCAUCGGAAUUGAACAAAUCUAAAACUACACUCUGAAAACAUGGGGGAGGGGAGUGGGGGCAGCCACUGUUGUAGUCAUAAGUUUGCUCCUCGAAUACUUCGAGGAAACAGGAUUUUAUUUGGGUGUAAUAAAGUCAUAAUGAAAAAACUUCAAAGCAAUUAUGUAAUUGUUGAAAACCAAAAGAUUUUAAUAAAAAAGGCAAGGUGUCAAUAAAGGCGUUGUUUUAAAUAUGGGGUCACCAUUUCAAAGCAUUUCUAUUUAACAUGUCUCAAUGAAGGAUAUAAAUACGAGGAAUUUAAAAUUGAAAACUGGCGAGUAGAACAAAAUAAAAACUUCGAAAAAUAUUUCACUACACAUUAAAACAGAUGUCCCAUCUCAAUAAUGAGAUACCAUCGAUACCAUAUAGGACAUUGACGCUGACGCUCCAUUGCCUGAUGAAUUUGGAGGAAUAAUGCAAGCAACUCGCGAAAUUGUUGAUAUGAUUGACAAGAUGGAUGGACUUACUCCUUCUUCAGCAGCAAGAUCAUGUCGAGAUAUAAAACUGCAGGAUCACGAUGCUUCUGACGGUAUGUAUACUAGACAGGCUAAGAUUGACGUUUACAGGAGACCGCUAACAGCAAACGGCAAACUUCUAGUUAGGGCAAUUUGUGCACUAAAAUUGAAGCAUAAAUUAGCUAAAAACAUGUCGAAACCUUCGAAAAUCUGCAAAACUUACCUUCAAAUGCGAUUUGAAGCUUGCUGUUGGCUGUCUGCCGUAAACUUCAAUCUUAACCUCUCUAAUUAUUUCUCACGUGUGACAUCAAUAUGCACAAGCAUGAGACAAGAUCUACAGUAGUGUACAAAGAGAGUGAGUGUACCUAGAGAAUGUACCUAGAGAUCCACUAAGAGCUGACCUUUUAUUGGUCCAGUGGUACUACAGGAGGAAAACUGAGGAAAUUGAAGUACUCAGGAGUGUUUGGCAGAGUCAAACUGGAACCACUCUUUUACGUGCGAUUAAAGCGAAACUAUCAUAAACAUGCAGUGGAUCAUCUGAAAACAUUCACAAAUAUUCACAGGCAUUUCGAGUUUGUUAGAUUGCUUCUCAAACAGACUUGGAUUUAAGACGAUAGUUGAGUAAAUUUAUGGGCGUUUAUUACCGUGUUAUAUCAUGACAACAAUACGGUGCUGGUUUCCUUUGUGUUUUUCUCAUGACGUAUUAAUGAGUUGAGAAGUAACCAUGCAUAUGACCAUAUCGUUGUUUCAGUACAUGUAAUCGUUGUCAUAUAAAGUCUCAUUAUAGUGAACAUAACCUUAAAGGAAUUCAUAUAACAUUAAAGGAAUUCAGUAAAUUAUGACAAACCAAUUAAACCACAGAUUAAACUAAAUUUAUGUAUUAUUAGAGAGGUUCAGAUCUGACUUCCACUAUUGCUACCACUAGAUCGUGCAUCUGUUUGGUUAAUCUGAUUGAUUAAACGCAUUUGAUUGGUUAAUGGUCCCUGAAUGGUAGCGGUAGCGGUAGCGGUAGUGGAAAUCAAAUCUGGACCUCUCUAAUAUGGGCGAUCGAACUUUCAUACUAUUUACUUGACUUGAGAAUUAAGAUCGGAAAUGACAAGUAAACGCAUAAGCUGUUCCAGCACUAUAUAACAGACAUAGUGUAACUCGUAUCAGAGACGACAAGGAGCAGGCACAGUCGUCGUUUUGCGAAAGCAAAACUCUUCUAGCAAAUUUAAUUGGUCUGUAUGUAUAUGUAGAUAUGUUAUGUCUGAAUAAAAUAUUUAGGCGUUUAUUGGAUUGAUCCUGACUGGGGUAGCCAUGGCAACGCUUUCCAAGCCAGGUGUAAAUUCACUUUGCAAGAAACGUGCAUUAAUUCUACGAAAUCUAACAAAGAUGAAAAGGUAUGUCAUGCUCUUUAUAUCAGUGGAGCACUACAGUCAUUGUGCAUGAUAACUUAAUUAAGAGUCGCUUGUGAUGUUACUCUGAGUGUAUAUCCACACCGGGCAGGCUUGAAAAAUAUGCCUGACCACGGUGGGAAUCGAACCUACGACCUUUGGAAUACUAGCCCAAAUUCCAAUGCUCUGCCAACUGAGCUACGCGGUCAGGUCGGUUCGACACAGAAAAUAUCUUAAUUAUUAAGAGUGUUUGAAUAAGUCGACAGGUGCAAGGCAACGUGACCGAAUGACUGACCACUUGUCAGUGACCGAGCAACUCAAUCGGUCCAUUAAUCGGUAACUUUUAUAGCUUGUGGUCAGGGCCGCCCAGAGGGGGGGGGCAAAGGGGGCAAAUUGCCCCGGGCCCCGAGUUGCUGGGGGCCCCUGAAAAAUUUUUGUACGGCCCCAGCCUUUUUUGUGUGUUAAAUAUUUCCGCGCAAAGGACAAGAUAUCUGUUUUCUUGGGCUAAGUACCGAAUUUUGGCAUAAAAAAAUGAGAUAAAGUCCCUCGAAAGCAUUUGCAACGUACUCGUCCGGCAAAAUUUUGUACUCCGGAAAAAAUUUUUACCCCUAAAAUGGUACACUGACCGAAAAUUUUUUGGCGACGGGGGCGGGGGGGGGGAGGUUGUUAUCCGGAAAAAAUUUUUCCGGGAAAAUUUUUUUAGAUAGGGGCCCCUAAAAAAAAAUUUGCUCCGGGCCCCCGCCAACCUCUGGGCGGCCCUGCUUGUGGUAUUUAAUUAUGUGCCAAGUUUAUAAAACUUUAGUGUACAAAACAUGGUUGAAACCGGACGGUAAUGUCCAUAUCGGUUGUUUAAUUUUAGUUCGUGUAUGCAGAUGAAAUUCAAGUGAAAUUCUUGCGAUUGUUAAGUGUCUCUGUAUAUCAACGAAUAACAUACCACUGCAAGAACUCGAUGGCGUUUGAUGGCAAACAGAAUUCUAUUAACUUGAUCGGAGAAAAUGAGAUUUUCAAUAUGAACAGUCGAAGUAAAUACAGACCCAUGAUCAUCCAAGAUGACUGCAAGGUAUGUCUUUAUGAUAGAUGUAUGGUAUGAUGAUGACUGCAAGGUAUGUCUUUUUUCCCUUUCGGUAACUUUCCGUAAAGGAUUUUAUCAGCUUUGCAUUAUGUCAGAAAUAAUUAAUGAGGAAAGAUGGUAGGUAUCCAGUCAAUACCAGGGCAGGUUUAAUUAGCCUUUCUCACGCCGUCAUUUUUGGACGUACGCCGAGUGAAUAAGGGAUUUGUAUAACUAUAAUUGUGAGUAUAAUCAUUAUAAGUUAAUUAACAGUUAAAUAUUUGAAAAAAUGUUUUCACAUCGCUUAGAUUUUUCACGUCGUUUUCAAAAAGUACCCCAAAAAUGGCGAAUUUGGCCUUCGUGAGAAAGGCUAAUUUACAGUGUUUGUUCAAGAUUGUUUUUCUGGUACAAGCUCAUAAAUUUCUGAGUGCCCUAACCUGUAACCUCCAAUAAUUAUGACAAGAUUUUCAUUCUGGUCUUUCUUUCAGAUAAGUGACGGUGUGUGGCAUAAGACGAUAUUCGAAGUGAGAACGCCACAGAAGGAACUGCUGCCGAUUAUCAAAGUAAAACCAUUUGACACGGGCUUAGAUAAAGAAUACAGGAUUGAAGCGGGAGGUGUAUGCUUUGUGUGGUAAAGAACGCAAUGCAAACACGGAGCCUGCUUAUCACUCAAACAACAUGAACAGGCAUAUCAGCAUGAAUAGGAAAAUACAUCUUAUUAUUAAAUAAAGAUAGCCAAUAAAACGUUAUGACUUAUGUACAUUUCUUUAUGUAGAACUAGCUUGUUUUCUGUGAUUAACACCAAUACUCCCAGGCUGUUUUAAAUUACUUUGCUUAAUUAAACUUUUGUAUACAUGCGCGAUGGGUGCAUUGGCUAAUAUUUUAUUAUCAAAGUUAUUAAAGAUAUAAUUUAAGAUCACUGAUCUAGAUUUUGAUUAUAGUGUGUUACUACAUCUGUAUAAAAGCUUGUCGUAAAUAUGAGUCGGGUUUCCGUGUCGAGUUUGUUUGUUUUUUCGAUAAUAUCAGGUCUUCAUGUUUCGCGCAUGAUUGCGCUAGUAGCCUGGUACAGUGGCAAAGGACCUUAGAUUCAAUGUCCAC
Paramuricea clavata is the source of this 4351-nucleotide messenger RNA. The record is from the annotation of a GenBank genome assembly. Lineage: Eukaryota; Metazoa; Cnidaria; Anthozoa; Malacalcyonacea; Plexauridae.